This is a messenger RNA of Rhizophagus irregularis DAOM 181602=DAOM 197198, 1892 nucleotides long. RefSeq lists its product as uncharacterized. Gene Ontology annotation, biological process: protein phosphorylation. Lineage: Eukaryota; Fungi; Glomeromycota; Glomeromycetes; Glomerales; Glomeraceae. Gene Ontology annotation, molecular function: ATP binding; protein kinase activity; protein binding. The record is from RefSeq and is a predicted model, not a curated record.
AAAAAAUCAACUUUUUUUAUAAAUAAUAAGUUUUUAUCUAUCCUUUUAACAAAAUUUUUUAUCAUUUUAUAAAUUAAAAAAUAAUGUCGAAAAUCGUGAUGCAGGCUACCGAUUUCGACGAUGAUAUUAAUUGGAUAGAAAAAGCGGUUGAAAAAAAAUAUAUCAAAUAUUAUGAUCAUUCUGAAUUUACUCAUACAAAACCAAUGGACGAGAGUAGUUCAGUUGGAAGCAUAUUUCGAGCAAACUGGAAAGAUACAGAUACUCUUUUGGUGGUGAAAACCCCAUCUAAAUUGACCGUUAAAGAAAUUAUAAAUGAGCUUAAAAUGCAAUUAGAAGUUGAUUUUCAUGCAAACAUUUUACGGUUUUAUGGAGUUUCAAAAGUUGACCUUCAGUAUUCACUAGUUUUAGAAUAUGCAGAUGGCGGGUCAUUAUAUUCUUACUUAAAAGAGAAUAUCAAAAAUCUUGAAUGGGAUGAUAAAUAUCGUUUAGCAUUCCAACUUGCAAGUGCUAUAGAAUGUAUUCAUAAUAAAAACAUAAUCCAUAGUGAUCUGCAUGCACAAAAUGUACUGGUGCAUAAAAAUACUAUUAAACUCGCAGAUUUUGGCUUAUCUAAAAAAUCGAAUGAAGUAUCAGAUAACUCUAAUGAUGUAUUUGGUUUACUACCUUAUAUAGAUCCAAAAUACUUGAAUAAUGUUUGUAUCAAAGAUGGAAGUCGUAAAUUCUAUUUAGUAAAUUUCAAAUCAGAUAUUUAUAGUAUUGGAGUACUUUUCUGGCAAAUAUCGAGUGGAAGUAGACCAUUUGAAGAUUCACAAUAUGAUGCAAGUUUAGCUUUUCAUAUAAUGGAAGGAAAUAGAGAAGAGAUUAUUAAAGGCACACCUCUUGAAUAUAGUAAUUUAUAUACAGCGUGUUGGUCAGAUAAUCCUGAUGAAAGACCACCCAUUCAAAAGGUCGUUUUAUGUCUUAAAUCAAUAAUUUCUCAGGAAGUUGAUGAAGAAAUCAAUUCUAUUAUUUCUACAAAAAAUGAUGUUGAGAAAGAAUCAUCAAAUGAAGAUUUUGAUUAUAUAGAUGAUUUUGAUGAUUUAGUUUUAGGUGAUGAUGAUUGCCAGAUUUCUCUGACAGAAGUUGAUUCGGAUUUGAUCGCGAGUGAUUCUAUACAAGAUGAUAUGAUUGAACCUAUACAAGAUGAUGAUUUAAUUAAAGAAAGGCUUGAUUCAACAGAUAACAUUCAAACUAUUAUUGAUGAAUUAAUUGAACUUUCAAUUAAAAUACAAGAUGAAAUAGGGUAUAAUUCUAAAGAAAUGAAUCAAAUUUUUAAUCAAUAUAUCUCUCAUAUCGACCAACCAAACAAAAUUUCUGAUUGGCUUAUUGAAAAUCAAACAUCAUCUCAAUAUAUUUUCUUCUUUGGUUUUCUUUAUUAUAAUGGUAUUAUUGUAAAUAAGAAUGAUGAUGAAGCGUUUGAACUACUUUCAAAAGCAUCGGAGAAUAAUUAUCCUAUUGCUCAAAUUUUUUUGAGUAAAUGUUAUCAAAAUGGAAUAGGAACUGAUGUCAAUAAUGAUUUGGCAAAUACUUAUUUAGAAAAAGCUGCGGAAAAUAAUAGUGUAUGUGGUCAAGUCCAUCUGGGUAAAUUAUAUGAAAAUGGUAAAGGGGUUGCCAAAGACUCAAAUAAAGCCUUUUAUUGGUAUGAAAAAUCGGCAGAAAAUGGAAACAAAUUUGCUCAAUUUAAUUUGGGUAGAUGUUAUCAUCAUGGUAUUGGGGUUAUUAAGGAUGAUAUUAAAGCAAUUGAAUGGUAUGAAAAAUCAGCCAAUCAAGGAUAUAAUAAUGCUUUAUAUAUUUUAGGAUCAUUAUAUGAAGGAAAAAAGGAUUUAAGCAAAGCAUUUGAAUGGUAUCAAAAA